Messenger RNA from Gossypium raimondii (Peruvian cotton), 1737 nucleotides. Its product is annotated as amidase 1. The coding region runs from base 191 to 1471 and encodes 426 amino acids. The transcript has 9 exons. NCBI's taxonomy places the organism in Eukaryota, Viridiplantae, Streptophyta, Magnoliopsida, Malvales, Malvaceae. The record is from RefSeq and is a predicted model, not a curated record.
AAGGGAGAAAAGUCAUUAGACAUGACAUGAAGUAGCAUUAUUUUCGAGAAUGGUACUGACUGACAAGGCACCCAACGUAAGACUUGUAACAGCACUGUUUUGCCUUUACCUGGAUUCUCUGCUUACAAUAGAAUUUAAAGAUAAACGAGGUUGCUAUACUACUUACUAGUGCUACACACUAAACACAGACAUGGUAAAAAGGUUGGAUUAUGGAGCUUUCAUGGAGAAGUUUUCUCUCCAACUAAGCCCUUCACAGCACCAACUCCCCUUGAGUGGCCUCACUUUUGCUGUUAAAGACAUAUUUGACAUAGAGGGAUAUGUCACUGGCUUUGGAAACCCUGACUGGGCCAAGACUCAUUCAGCCGCCACAUCAACAGCGCCGGCAGUGAUGGACCUCUUAACGGCAGGCGCAACUUGUCUAGGAAAAACUGCUAUGGAUGAAAUGGCUUACUGCAUGUAUGGAGUAAAUAAACAUUAUGGCACUCCCACAAAUCCUUGUGCACCAGAUAGGGUGCCUGGAGGAUCUUCCAGUGGCUCUGCUGUUGCAGUAGCUGCAAAGCUGGUAGAUUUCUCCCUUGGAACUGACACUGGUGCUAGUGUAAGAGUCCCUGCAUCAUAUUGCGGAAUUCUUGGAUUUCGGCCUUCACUCGGUGCCGUCUCUACUGUAGGAGUUCUUCCUAUGUCACAGAGUUAUGAUACUGUGGGAUGGUUAGCUCGUGAUCCUAUGAUUUUAAACCGCAUUGGACGUGUUCUUCUGCAUUUACCUGACGUUGAUCCUAUCAAACCAAGUCAGAUCAUUAUUGCAGAAGAUUGUUUUCGGCUAUCUACUAUUCCAAGUGACCGAACAGUUCAAGUUCUUGUAAAGUCAAUUGAAAAGCUCUUUGGAGCUCAAUGUGUUAAGCAUGCAAUCCUUGGAGACCUUGUGAAGGACAAAGUACCAAGUUUGCAGCAUUUCAUGGAUAAGGGAAAUGAAGACCAAGUGGAUGAUAUACCACCAUCCUUAGCAGCCCUUUCAAGUGCAAUGAGAUUACUUCAGAGGUAUGAAUUUAAGAAUUACCACGCCAAAUGGGUCACCAAAGUGAAUCCGGAUUUUGGUCCAGGAAUAUCUGAGCGGAUAUGGGAUGCCAUUAAAGCAACAGGAGAAAAUAUUGAUUUCUGCCACUCAGUGAGGACUGAAUUACGCGCUGCGCUUACUGCCCUGCUAGGGGAUCAUGGCGUCCUUGCUCUCCCAACAACACCAGGGGAACCACCAAAAGUGCAAGCAAAUCCAUCCACAUCGGAUAUAUUCUUUUCUAGGCCUUUCAGCUUAUUGUCCGUUGCUGGAUCAUCUGGUUUCUGUCAGGUUAGCAUACCUCUAGGGAGGUAUGAUAAUGUUCCUUUGGCAAUUUCCCUAGUGGCAAAACAUGGCUCUGAUGCAUUCCUGCUCAAUCUUGUUGAGACUUUAUAUGACACCCUCCAAGAAACUAUAUAAAUUAUGUUCCAAAUUGGUGCAGAAGACAUGGGAAAUUGGUUCCACAAUUCCUAUUUCUAGAUCCAUGUACAUGAACACCAUAGUAUCCGGAAGCUAAAGGGUAAUUAUAUAUAUAGGAACAUAAUUGCUGUUCAGUUUGUAUCGUAUAUAGUUUUAGUAUGGAUACUGCUAUUAAGCUUUUGAACACAAGAGUUGCUCCUGUGGUUUUAUUUUUCCAAGAAAAACCUAUGCAUACAAUACAACUAGCUGAAACGCAUUGCUGACAA